Messenger RNA from Rangifer tarandus platyrhynchus (Svalbard reindeer), 441 nucleotides. Lineage: Eukaryota; Metazoa; Chordata; Mammalia; Artiodactyla; Cervidae. The record is from the annotation of a GenBank genome assembly.
AUGCUUUCACGGGCGUCCCUUCAGCAGGGGACAGUUUAUGACCUCUUUAUUAAAGAGCAAGGCGACGUCUCUGGCUUUCUCGGGCCCCAGGGGCGGCUGUGUUCCGCUGGAGGUCUCGCCGCGAUCGGAGCCUACCUGGGAGAGAGUGUGUGUGAGCGCCGGGCACCUGGGCGGUCUGAGGGUGGAGGCGGCAGGCUCGGGAGUCGUGUCCGACUCUUUGCGACCCCCUCGAUGGUAGCCCUCUCCUCUGUGUAUGGCAUGUUCCAGGCGAGGAUGACCACAAGCGGGUCACCCCCCUUCCCGGGGGAUCUUCGGGCCCGGGUCUCCCGGGCGCCCCGCAGCGGUGGGUGGAUUCUUUGCCACGGAGCCAGCCGGGACGCCCCAGGGGAAACACGCAAAGGAAACCUUAAGACUCGGGCCGCGGUGAAGACGGCCGUGUGA